Messenger RNA from Neopsephotus bourkii (Bourke's parrot), 1538 nucleotides. RefSeq names its product CD40 molecule (gene CD40). Gene Ontology annotation, cellular component: external side of plasma membrane; CD40 receptor complex. The record is from RefSeq and is a predicted model, not a curated record. Bases 427 to 1275 code for a protein of 282 amino acids. Gene Ontology annotation, molecular function: signaling receptor activity; antigen binding; protein binding. The transcript has 9 exons. Gene Ontology annotation, biological process: defense response to protozoan; B cell activation; positive regulation of transcription by RNA polymerase II. Lineage: Eukaryota; Metazoa; Chordata; Aves; Psittaciformes; Psittacidae.
GAACAUGCACUUCCCUCACCAUGGCCCACAGCCGACGCCUGCCUCUGCGGGCACCUCCUUUUCCUGGGAGACGCCUGCAGGGCAGGUGCUAUGUGGGGCUGGCAGGAGCCCCGCUCCCACCUCCAGCCUCAGAGGACAUUCCCGUGCAGCCACUGCACAGGGACCCCCAGUGCCAGCGGCUCUGCCGAGGGCCCGGACAGGUCCCGGGUCCCGGUAGGGAUGGCUGCUACCCCGGCUGGGAUAGGGCCGGGGUGCGGGAGAGCCGGCGGGGAACUGUCCCCAGAGCCCGCCCCGGCCGUGCGCUGCCGGGGCUGCCCGGGCCCGAGAGCCGGUCGGGGCUUCCCCGAGGGCGGCCCAACGCCCUUUCCUGGGCGGGAACGGGACAAGGCGUUAUAGGGCGGGCGGGCGGACACGGGGUGCGGCAUCAUGCAGCGGCUCGGGCUGGUGGGGCUGCUCGGCGCGGCGCUGCUCGGGUGCUGGGAGCCUGGUGAUGCUGUCAGAUGCUUUGAUAAGCAGUAUGAAUACAGAGGCAGAUGCUGCAACCGGUGUCAUCCAGGGGAAAAGCUGGUCUCUGAAUGCAGUGACACAGAGGACUCUGUCUGCACCCCCUGUGAGAGUGGCCACUACCAGCAGAGCUGGACCAAGGAGAAGCACUGUGCCCCCCACGAUAUCUGUGAAGACAACACUGGCCUCAUCGUGAAGACACAUGGCAACGCGACACACAACACGGUGUGCCAGUGCCGGGCCGGCACGCACUGCUCCGACACCAGCUGCCAGACCUGCGUGGAGAACCAGCCCUGCCAGCGUGGCUUUGGCUUCGUGGUGGCCAAAGCCAUGGCCCGGAUGACAUCCCCCUGUGAGCCCUGUGCAGAAGGCACCUUCUCCAAUGUCUCUUCCAAAACUGAGCCGUGCCAUCCCUGGACAAGCUGUGAGGAAAAGGGGCUGAUGGUGAAGGUGAAAGGGACCAACACCUCAGAUGUGAUCUGUGAGUCGGGCAGGCGGUCCUCGCUCUCGGUGCUCAUCCCCGUUGCUGCCGUGGCUGUCACAUUCCUCGUGGGCAUCUCCAUCUACUGCUACCUGGUGGUGCACAGGGGUCCCAAGCAACAGAUGCAGAAGCAGGGAAAACCUGGAAGGCCUGAAGAGAACCUGGAGACACAUCAGCCCACUGAGGAGUGGGAGGAUCCCUUCCCUGUGCAGGAGACGUUGCUCCGAGGCCAGCCCGUGGCACAGGAGGACGGCAAGGAGAGCCGCAUCGCCGAGCAGGAAAGGCUGUGAGGGGACCGGGCGCUGCCCCGGCCACCAGCACGCACCGGGGCCAGCGCCAGCGCCAUCUCCUCUGUCCCCGCUCCAGCCUGGGAGGAGUGUGGCACCUGGGCUGGCCACAGGCGCUGUGACACCGCAGCAGAGCACGGCGCGGCCAGAGCCACGGAGGCCCCCCAGCAGCGGCUGUGCUGCGGCAGAGCGGAGCCCCGCUGCCGGCACCGGGACAAGCAGCGGAGCCCGCGGCCGCGGCAGAGCACGGCUGCUGACACCGGGAC